AUGAUAAGCGAGGAGAACCGCAAGGUGUUGGUGUGGGUCGCAGAGCUGUUAGAGCCGGGUAGGAGAGAGACGGCCCUAAUGGAGCUGAGCAAGAAGCGAGAGCAAGUGCCUGAGUUGGCUCUUAUUAUCUGGCAUUCAUUCGGCGUUAUGACAUCCUUGUUGCAAGAGAUUAUUUCCGUCUAUCCGCUACUCAACCCGUCACAGUUGACUGCCGCGGCAUCAAAUCGUGUUUGCAACGCACUUGCUCUCCUACAGUGUGUUGCGUCGCAUAACGAGACCAGGUCUCUCUUCCUCAACGCUCACAUCCCGCUUUUCCUUUACCCUUUUCUUAAUACCACCUCGAAAUCGCGCCCGUUUGAAUAUCUCCGUCUUACCUCUCUCGGUGUUAUCGGUGCUUUGGUGAAAAAUGAUUCGUCCGACGUCAUUAAUUUCCUUUUGACAACUGAAAUCAUUCCUCUUUGCCUUCGUAUCAUGGAAACCGGUUCUGAACUGAGCAAGACUGUUGCUAUUUUCAUCGUGCAAAAGAUCCUACUAGAUGACGUUGGCUUGGCAUACAUAUGUGCUACAUAUGAGCGUUUCUAUGCGGUAGGCUCCGUCUUAAGCAAUAUGGUAACCCAGCUCGUCGAACAGCAAACUGUGCGACUAUUGAAGCAUGUCGUUCGAUGCUUCCUUCGGCUCAGCGACAAUAACCGGGCUCGCGAGGCUCUUCGGCAGUGCCUUCCCGAACCAUUGCGCGAUGCUACCUUUUCAUCAGUCCUUCGUGACGAUGCCGCCACUAAGCGAUGCCUUGCUCAGUUGCUGAUCAAUCUUUCCGAUAAUGUCGAGGCCCCGGCUGGCAACCUCCCCGCUAUGUAA
Messenger RNA from Ophidiomyces ophidiicola, 855 nucleotides. RefSeq names its product RNA-binding protein, CCR4-NOT complex subunit Rcd1 (gene rcd1). Gene Ontology annotation, biological process: mRNA catabolic process; negative regulation of translation. The record is from RefSeq and is a predicted model, not a curated record. Bases 1 to 855 code for a protein of 284 amino acids. Lineage: Eukaryota; Fungi; Ascomycota; Eurotiomycetes; Onygenales; Onygenaceae. Gene Ontology annotation, cellular component: CCR4-NOT core complex; P-body; CCR4-NOT complex. The transcript has 4 exons.